This is a messenger RNA of Penicillium nucicola, 1458 nucleotides long. RefSeq lists its product as uncharacterized. The coding region runs from base 1 to 1458 and encodes 485 amino acids. The transcript has 6 exons. NCBI's taxonomy places the organism in Eukaryota, Fungi, Ascomycota, Eurotiomycetes, Eurotiales, Aspergillaceae. Gene Ontology annotation, molecular function: aldehyde dehydrogenase (NAD+) activity. The record is from RefSeq and is a predicted model, not a curated record.
AUGAUACUCGAUUCGCACCUUACUCAAUUGUUCAUCAACAACCAGUUCCUUACACCCACCAGAAUCUCCGUCUAUAACCCAGCAGAUGGCACCCUCGUGAGCGACUCAAUUCCCAUUGCUGGCGAGGCCGAUGUCGACCAAGCCAUUGAAGCAGCUCAGCGGGCAUUUGCGCCAAAAUCUGAAUGGCGUAGCAUGGAUGACUUUGCCCGCCAGAAGGUUCUCCUGAACUUUGCGGAUUUAAUCGAGGAAAAUCAAGAAUAUCUAGCGUCCCUGACGAGAGUCACUUUGGGUGCACCUUACAACCCAUUUGGAAAAGCGGAGAUCGACACCGCCAUAGGUUGUUUUAGAUAUUAUGCGGGAUGGGUUGGCAAGUUUGCCGGUCAAAGCUUUCCAGCUACAGAUGGUUUUUACAAGGUCGUCCGAAAUGAGCCUUUGGGAAUCGUUGCAGGCAUCAUUCCAUGGAAUGGCCCGCUAGCAUCGAUAGGCCUGAAAGCCGCGCCUGCACUGGCGACUGGAAAUGUGUUCAUAUUAAAGCCAAGCGAGAAGACUCCGCUCGCUGCUGCCGCCCUCGGAAACCUUGCCGUAAAGGCUGGAUUUCCACCAGGAGUCUUCCAGGUUUUGACAGGAGAUGGCAGCACGGGUGCGAUUCUGGCGAGUCAUAUGAAGAUUGCCAAAGUAAGCUUCACUGGCAGUGUGCCAACAGGUAAACAUGUUCAAGUUCUUGCGGCAAAGAGUAACCUGAAACGCGUCACACUUGAACUUGGAGGCAAAAGCCCAGCAGUGGUGUUUGAUGAUGCGAAUCUGGAAAAUGCCGUGAAGUGGUGUGUGAACGCAUUGACAACCAACUCGGGUCAGAUUUGUUUCGCUGCGACCCGGGUAUAUGUUCAAGACGGCAUUUAUGACAAAUUCUUGUCAGCCUACCGCAAGGCAUUCGAAGCCAAGCAAGAGAAGAUGGGGGACCCAGGCAGCUCUAAUUCAGAGAUAGGCCCUGUUGUAGAUCAAGCUCAGUAUGAAAGGAUUUUGGACGUCAUAGCGACUGCCAGGAAGACCAAUGAUGGCAGACUAUUACAAGGAGGAGAGCCAACACCUUCCAAAGGAUAUUACAUUGAACCUGCCAUUUUCUUGGACACAGGGGCUGAUUCCGUCAUUGCUCGGGAUGAGAUUUUUGGACCGGUUGUGGUUAUUAAUCGCUUCAAAUCGGAGGAAGAGGUUAUCGAACUUUCGAACUCAUCCAAAUAUGGCCUAAUGGCUGGUGUCUUUACGCAGGAUAUUAACCGGGCUCUCCGAUUGAGUGAAGCCUUUGAUUCAGGGGUUGUCGGUGUCAAUUGCAUCAGCACCAUUCAUUUUUCAUGUCCGUUUGGUGGGACGAAGGAAAGUGGCGUUGGGCGCGAACUUGGUGUUUAUGCUCUACAUGCUUACACUGAGCCGAAGACAGUUCUGAUCAAUCUCGGUUACUGA